UCUACUGUCACUGUCAGUUUAAUGAUCUAGUCCGGAAUUCCAGAAUUUACCACAUGUUUUUAAAAACAUGCGAAUAUAAAAUUCUUUCUUUGUUUCCCUGUUUCUAUUGUUUACAUAUUUAUGAUAACAAUAACGUAUUAUCUCACCAAUAAACUCUGAUGAAUUAAUUAAAACAUGACACCAGAAAACGAAAGUAGUGAUGAAAAUCAAAAUUCAGAAGAACAAGAAUCACAACCAGAGAUUGAAAAAGAUAAAAAUGAAGAGGAAACUGUAACUUUUAAGGAUUUGGGAGUGGUAGACGUUCUGUGUGAAGCUUGCGAAGAAUUGAAAUGGAAACAACCAUCAAAAAUCCAAAAGGAAGCAAUACCAUUAGCCUUACAGGGAAAAGAUAUUAUUGGCUUAGCAGAGACAGGGUCGGGGAAAACAGGAGCAUUUGCAUUACCGAUUCUACAAGCGCUAUUAGAGAACCCACAGAGAUACUUUGCUCUCAUCCUGACACCGACCAGAGAGCUAGCAUUCCAGAUAUCAGAACAAUUUGAAGCUCUUGGAGCGAGCAUAGGAGUGAAAUGUGCAGUCAUAGUGGGAGGCAUGGAUAUGGUGGCACAGGCUCUCAUGUUGUCAAAAAAGCCCCACAUCAUCAUCGCCACCCCGGGACGAUUGGUGGACCACCUUGAGAACACAAAGGGCUUCAAUUUGAAAGCGCUCAAAUAUCUGGUGAUGGAUGAAGCAGACCGUAUCCUCAAUAUGGACUUCGAGGUGGAAGUGGACAAGAUCCUACGCGUGAUACCACGCGAGCGACGCACGUACCUGUUCUCUGCCACCAUGACAAAGAAAGUACAGAAACUCCAGCGGGCGUCCCUCCAGGACCCCGUGAAAGUUGAAGUAUCCACGAAAUAUCAAACGGUGGAUAAACUUCAGCAGUACUACAUUUUUAUACCUGUCAAAUAUAAGGACGUAUAUCUCGUGCACAUUCUGAACGAGAUGUCGGGCAACUCGUUUAUCGUGUUCGUGGCGACGUGCGCGAAUGCUCUACGAUGCGCGCUGCUGCUGCGGCAGCUGGGGCUGCCGGCGGUGCCGCUGCACGGCCAGAUGUCGCAGAACAAGCGGCUCGCUGCACUCAACAAGUUCAAGAACAAGAGCAGAUCCGUACUGAUUUGCACUGAUGUCGCUUCCAGAGGUCUAGAUAUCCCACACGUGGACGUUGUGAUCAACCUGGACAUCCCAUUACACAGUAAGGACUACAUUCACCGCGUUGGCAGGACGGCGCGCGCUGGCCGCGCCGGCAAGUCCAUCACGUUCGUGUCGCAGUACGACGUGGAGCUGUACCAGCGGAUCGAGCAGCUAAUCGGCAAGCAGCUGCCGCUGUACAAGACGGACGAGAGCGAGGUGAUGGUGCUGCAGGAGCGCGUCGCUGAAGCGCAGCGGCUCACUAACAUUGAAAUGAAAGAGCUAACGGAUAAAAAGAAUAUGAAGGGCAAGAAACGAGGCGGCGGCGGAGACUCCGAGGACGACACGGAGGAAGCGGCCGGCGUGCGGCGCCGCAUCAAGGGCAAGCCGAACAAACACGCCGCCAAGAAGAGAAAGCGUUAAUAUAAUGGUCAAAUUAAAA
Molecule: messenger RNA, 1609 nt
Organism: Galleria mellonella (greater wax moth)
Lineage: Eukaryota; Metazoa; Arthropoda; Insecta; Lepidoptera; Pyralidae
Gene: pths
Product: probable ATP-dependent RNA helicase DDX47
Exons: 8
Coding region: 175-1590 (471 amino acids)
Molecular function (GO): nucleic acid binding; RNA helicase activity; ATP binding
Source: RefSeq, a predicted model, not a curated record